AUUCGGGAAAUCUGGGGGAAGAAUGGUUGGGGAGUGCCCCAGCGGGAAAGGAGCUGGCGGUGGUGGUGGGCAGCAGCUGAACAUGAGCCCGAGAAGGCCGAGGGCUGUAUCAGCCGUGGUGUGACCGGUGGUAAAUAAGGCAGAGAAGAGAAAUUUUCAGUUCCAGCAGGACCAGAGCAGUGAGAAACCCCCUGUGCUGGGCAUGGGUGAGGCUGCACCUCAAAUUCUGGGUUCAGUCUGGGACUCCUCGAUUCGGGAAGGACCCUGAGGUGGUGGAGCAUGUCCAGGGAAGGGAACAGAGCUGGGGAAGGGUCUGGAGCACCAGUCUGGUGAAGAGCAGCUGGGAGGGCUCAGCCUGUAGUAGAGGAGGCUCAGGGGGAACUUUGUUGCUUUCUACAACCCCUGAGAGGAGGUUGUGGCCAGGUGGAGGUCGGGUUCUGCUCCCGAGUAACGUGUGACAGGACAAAAGGAGAUGGCCUUGAGCUGGACCACGUGCAGUUCAGGCUGGACAUCAGGAAAAAUUCCUCACUGGAAGGGUGGUCAGGCAUUGGAAGGGGCUGCCCAGGGGAGGCAGUGGAGUCACUGCUCUUGGAGUUGUUUAAGAAAUCACUGGACGUGGCCCUUGGCACCGUGGUCUGGUUGUCACGGUGGUGGUAGAUCUAAGGUUGGACUCUGUGAUCUCUUUUCCAACCCAAAUGAUUCUGUGAAUCCAUCACCCUGGUGGCUGUUCCUCACCUCUCACCCUCGCUCAGCGCCGGUGGCCCUGACACUGCAUCCUUUGAACAGGAACCAGACUCAAGUUCUGCCAGCAGAGGUCCAGGUUGGAUAGUAGGAGAAACUUCUUGCCCGAAAGAAUGGGCUAGUGGGCACUGGAAUGGGCUGCCAGGGAAGUGGUGGAAUGACCAACCCUGGAAAUGUUCAAAAACCGAGCAGAAGCAGCACUUUGCCAUGUGGUUUAGUGGGAAUGGUGGAUGGUGGUGUUUGGCCAAAGGUUGGACUGAAUGAUCGUGGAGGUCUUUUCCCCAGUUAAUGAUUCUGUGGUUUGGCUUUGGCAGAGUCCACAGUGGUUGAAAUUGGUGUGGAGGAGCAGCUCCCCACCUGAGCUGGUUGGUUCUGGUUGUAACCUUGAACACAGCCCCCACUUCCCCUUCAGUCUGGGUGAGCUGAGCAAGCUAUGGGGUGCAUCCUGUUGGAAUACACAAUGUAGCUUCUUCCUUGCUCCCGUGGCAGAAGUUACAUAAAACAAACCAAACACAGCACCAGUUGCAAAGGACUGUAACAAUCGUUUAACUCUGAGAAACAGAAAACUGUAAGUGUUGUUACACCCAGAGUAUGAAAGAAUAAAACUAUAAAUAGAGGCUGGAUGGAGCUCUGAGCAACCUGUUGUGGUGGAAAGUGUCCCUGACCGUGCCAGGGGGUUGGAACUAGGUGAUCUUUCAACCCAAACUGUUCUGUGAUUCUGUGGUUCAAGUGUGUGGCAAGAGGUGCUGCCUCAGCUUGAGAACGGGAUCCCACUCAUUUGGAUGAACAGACAGAAUUGGGUGUGCACAUCUUCCAUAUGUGUUCCUCCCACAUGGAUUACCUGUGUCCUACUACUGCCAUGUAUAAGUGCUCUCAGUUUUUCUGUGCAAUAUUUAAUUAUCCUCUAAGCUGGCAGCUCCCAGGCUGUGGUUUGUGAACCAGUAAUUAUGUUAAAAGCAGGCUGGUCACGUGAGGUUUUGUUUUCAGACUGUGCUUAGUGCUUAAACAGGACUCCAGGUUUCUCUUUCCCUCGUGAGAAAAAGGAGGGUAGGAAAAAAAGAAAUACAAGGAGAAUUUUACAAUGCCCAGGAUGAGAGGAAAAAGGUGCCUUUUCUAUAAUUUUUUGUCUGUAUUCUCAGGAUGCUUGUUGCAAUAACAUCUUUAUUUUUUGCUCUGUUUCAAAUGCUUUGUGACUAUCCUAGGUGGAAAUGGGAAGGGAUUGCUUGCUUGUCAGCUCAUGAUUGUCCCCAGACUACAGAGGGUUUCCUGGUGUUAGCUCUGUGAGACCAGUAAGGAGUUUAAUGUUAAAAAUUGCAAAAAUCAAAAGCUGUUUCACAAGAUUUUUGAUACAAGUCAGGAAAAGCUGACAAUUAACACUUUGUCAGCACAGAUUUCCAGUUGCUUUCCACUGAGAAGAACAGGGCACUUCUGUGUCCUUCUCCUGUGUCCCUGACCAGCCAGGAUGUGACAGGAAGUGCCUUUGUGCUCCUUGGUUUCAGGCUGUGCUUGGCUCCUGGAUUUCUGUGCCUCCCCAGUUCAGAAAGGUGCCCCCCCUGUUACAGAGUGCCUGGCAGUGCAGUGCUGGCACUGGAGAUGGGAGAGGUUUGCUAGCACAGCCACUGCAGGAUUAUGCUCUGCUAACUUGAAGUUUUGCAGCAUUUUGUGCUUUAAAUUAAAACGAGGAUGUUUAAUGCAAGUUUUCUGUGUUUAAUUACAGCAGCCAUAUCAGGAUGCAUAACGAGCUGCUGAUAUAUUGCCCCCAGUGGAUGGUGGAAUUGCUGGCACACAAAGGUGCUGACUCAGAUCUGUCCACUGUCCUUGAUUUGGCAUCCUUGUCUUUUCCCAGUUUAGUGUUUUGUGUCACUAAAGGCUUUGAUUUAAGGUACAGCAUCGUCAUAAAAGAGGUGACAGUAACAGCUGAGCUCUCUGUUAAAAUACUGUGUAUAAUUUAUUUCAAACUGUUUGGGUAUAUAGGCAUUUCCCUGGAAUUUUAUUACCUUUUAUUGGAGGCCAUUUCAGGAUUUUAUUACUUUUCUCUCUGAUUUUGUUUAUGUGUCAGAGACCUGAAAAUAAGGGAAUUGCUUAGUUGUCAUCUCCAGUGAGGUUUUUAGAAGAUGUUGCUGAGUUUAUGACUCUGCCCCACAACAGGAGGAGCAGACUAGUCCAUAAGGCUCUGGACUGGGACUGAUUUUUCUUCCCUUCCAUUGCUUUCAGUGUGGCUUUGGGCAAAUCACUAGUCUGGGCCUUGUGUCUGCAGUGGUGAAGUGAAGGGAGCACUUGCCUGUCAUGGGGAGUGUGUAAAAAUCUGGGGUUCAGAAGGUGCAGAAAUGGAGAACAGUGUAGCAGUGCUGAUUUUGAUUGGGGGGGGAUCCAGAACUCACUGGAAAUUACUGGACUGGGAAAACUGCCCUGCCAGGAGGAGGAUGUGUCCAUGUAAAUGUUGAGUGGUGCUGGCAAGCUGGAAAUCCACUGCUGAUGGCAAAACAGGGUCUGUAUUCUCUCCCAGUGUGGGCUCAAGGAUAUGAUACCACUUUUGCAUGAUGUCUUUCAAGUAUUGUGGGAUGUGAUGCCACAAGACUGCCCUGAACACAGGAAUUUUUGCCUGUUGCAUGGAACUGUGCCAUGGCACUGUCUUGGUUGUUAUCAGUGGAUAACAACCAGGGGCAUGAUGUCCCUGGGACAUGCAGUCCCUUGGACAUCACGACCCCCCCUUCUGUGGUUGGUGUUUGCUUGCCAUUCCUUACCCCCCAUUUUCAGUCAGGGCUUUCCCAUGGGUUGGGACAGAGCUGUGGACAGGAACAGGCAGGAAUUGCUGUCUUGAAAAAGCAAUUUAGCUUACUUGGCUUGUGUACAGUCCUGCUGUCCAUGGAGGUUCUGUUCCUGUUAUUGCUCCAUAGGGAGGCUGCAAAUACAAUUCACCUUACAAGAUUUACAAUCAGGUAGGAGUAUUUGGCUGGAACACCCUGCUGUAUAAAUAUAUUGGCAGAAAAAUUAGCCAAGGGCCAUCCAGGGAGGGAGAACCAGUCGUGGAGUAAGGUGUGAGGAGAAUCUCAAGGUUUCUCACAGUGUGGAGCAGCAGCUGAAGGUCUAUGGGGAUGGUGAACAGCAUUAACACAUCUCUGAGCAUCUCUCCCUCUUCUAAAUGUCAUUGACCUUCAGCUCUCAGGUGAAGGCCCUCAUCCAAAUUUAUUUUGGCCACAGAUGGAGCUGGCUGCAGACACGGCCUGUUUGGGGCUGCCUGGGUCAUGUUUGUGCUGCUCAGGAGAAUAGUGCCUGCAGGCAACUCUGCAUGCAUGCAGAAGCAAUACCAGGAAGUUUUUAAUGCAUUCUGCCUGUCAUGUUCUUUUAAUGCAGCUGAUGAACUGUAAGUGAGGAGAGCUGAGCAUCAAGUGACCAGUCAGCACCCCAGAGACCUUCAGUAAUUAUUUUCUGGACACAGAAUGAGAAAGUCUUAAUUUAAAAUACUAAUACAGGCUCUUGGCCUUGUGCUGGCUCUGGAGUAAAACAGCUUUUGAGGUCCUUUAGGGAAGUAGCAGGAGGACAGAGUCCUGCACAAAAUUUUGCCUUUUUUGUCAGUAUUGGCAUGUUUAACUCCCCUUCCUCAGCUGUCAGGCUCGGAUCCUCUUUUAUGUUAAAUUCCUCGUUGGUUUCUCCUGCAGCAAAAAGAGAGGAGCCAAAAUCCUGUGUUUUAUUCUUUCCAACAAAACCACUGCAAGCCUUUUUAAUGUACCUUAAAAUAGCAAGCAGGGCACAAGUGCACUUUUUUCCCCUCUUGAUGGAUGAAAUUUAACUACUGUUCCUUGAUUUGUGUUACUAUCAAUGUUACUAACAGUCUUCCCCAAUGCUAGAACAGCCUUUGAGUGCCAAAGCCCCAGAGAGGAAACUGCUGUCGUGUUUUGAUGAUGGCAGUGGAAAAUUAAUAUUAAAUCAGAUUUAUUUUUUUAUCUAUCUUGGCCAAUUUCUGCAGGUUGGCUGUUGAACUAAAGAAUUGCCAAGCCGGCGUUUUCCAUACAGAUAAUGAAUUUACAUUUUAUUCCCUAGUUUGUUUUGCUUUUUAAAACAAGUGGUCCAAUCCACCUCAGAGCAUAGAAAAAAACAUUUAGGCUACAUGAAUUGUGACUGAUUUAUAGAACUUAACUGUUGCUAGCCUAUUCUCCUAUAUCUCCCUGAAAUGCAAUAUGUUGUUUUAAAGGCCAGCUAAGAUGUUCUAAUUUGGAUGAAUUGAUCACUGGGAGACAGUCAGAUGUACAGAAAAUUAAUUUCAGUUACAGUCACUCAUAUCUUCUAACACUUGAAAUGAAAACAUAGUGGAACUAAUAAAUAUCUCUCAGCACGGGCAUGCUCUCUUUAAAGCCUGAUUAAUGCUUCCAUCCUCAGCAUAAAAUCCCCACCCUGGUAAGGUGAAGAAUUGUUCCUUGAUUUAAGCACUUCACCUGCCUGAACACUUGGGCAUAUUUCAUAAAACAUUUGCUGGAUGCAGUUUGGUUUUGCUUGGCCAACAAAACAUUUCUCCAGAAGCCUUUUCCCACCUCCAGGGUGUACCUGUGUCCCCUCCCUGGGGUCCCCAUCUGUGCUGUGUCCUGUCUUAGGGGGCCUUGCUGUGGUAACUGCUUCCCAGGAGCUCUGCUGUGGCUCAGCUCUGAUUUCUAGCCUUUCACCCAUCAUUCUAUGUAAAAAAAAUUUUACAUGUGGAAAACUGCUCGAGUCCCACUGGCACUGAGUUGAUUUGACACUGGCUAUGACACUUUUUUCCAUGUAUCUGUCCCUGGGUUCUGGCUCGUUCCCUUUCUUCCUUGUGUUUUUUCAUUUCACCCCCCCUCCCCCACACACACAAACAUUUUAAUUUCUGCCUUCCUUCUGACAGAUUGGCUCAUCUCUGGCACUCAGGCCUUGACUUGUCUCUCAUGCAGUGCUUCCUGCAGCCAGGUGCCUCGGAGCAAAUUCAGGAGCUGCCUGGCAUUCCUUUGCUCCAAGUUUGUCUCCUUGCCUUCCAGAGGACCUUGAAAAUAAUUAAGCAAAGUCUGUUUACUCCAGCUUUGUGCAGAAGCAGGUGAAACUUGGAACCUGUAACACCCCCAAGCCAGGCUUCUUUGACUUUGAGGGAAAGCAGAAAUGGGAGGCUUGGAAAGCCCUGGGAGAUACCAGCCCUCACCAAGCUAUGCAGGAGUACAUUGCUGCAGUGAAAAAACUCGACCCCAGCUGGAAUCCACAGACACCAGAGAAGAGGGGAAAGGAAAGCAAAACUGUAUUUGGAGGCCCAGUCAUCAGCUCAUUAUAUCAAGAAGAAGAAAUAAUCAGGGAAGAGGACAAGAACAUUUUUGAUUACUGCAGAGAAAACAACAUUGACUAUGUAACCAAAGCCAUUCAAUCAAAAAAAGUGGAUGUGAAUGUCACAGAUGAGGAGGGAGGUAAUACAGGCAUUGCCAGAAACCCCAAGACAAAACAGUCUAAAACUGUGAAUUGGCUUCAUCCUUUUUUGCAGAGGCAGGACCCAUGGCUUGAGUGCUUCAGACCUGCCAGAGGAAUGAGCUUUUGGGGACUUGGCAUCCAGGGCCGGGCUCUGCUCCACUGGGCAUGUGACAGAGGACACAAGGAGCUGGUUUCAGUUCUGUUACAGAACGCUGCUGAUGUGAACAUCCAGGAUGGGGAAGGCCAGACUGCACUCCAUUAUGCUGCCACCUGCGAGUUCCUGGACAUCGUGGAGCUGCUGCUGCAGGCGGGAGCCGACCCCGGGCUGCGGGACCAGGAGGGCUGCCUGCCCGAGGAGGUGACGGACUCCAAAGCCAUCACCCGGGCUCUGCAGCAGCACGGCCCCGGCCAGCCCUGACCGGGGAGACAGAGAUGCUCUGCAAUAAACACCCCUUCCCCCCUCCCUGCUGCCCUCCCCAAACACCUCGGGGGUUCCAGGGGACCUUUUAAAGCACAGAGUCUGGCUGGGCUCUCCAGCACAUGCCCUGAGCAGGAUGGCAUCGGAGCUUGGCAUGUUCUGACGUUCAUCAGUAUUUGAGGGGAGAGGGAGAGGGGAGAGGGCCUGGAGGAGGCCCCAAGUGUUAUUUUAAGGUAUCAAACACGAGUACUGUAUGGGCUGUCUCACCAGAGCAGCGUGGGCUGACCUGUCGGCUCCUCCGUGGGGAUGCAGGGCCAGGUGAGAUGCUCAUCUCUCCCGUUCAGGCUGAAUUUUGGGUUGCUUGUUUGUUUUUUUCCCUGGGUCCAAACAAAUAAUAUAAAUAAAAGCACAGUGUUGGGA
Haemorhous mexicanus (house finch) is the source of this 6988-nucleotide messenger RNA. RefSeq names its product acyl-CoA binding domain containing 6 (gene ACBD6). The record is from RefSeq and is a predicted model, not a curated record. NCBI's taxonomy places the organism in Eukaryota, Metazoa, Chordata, Aves, Passeriformes, Fringillidae. Gene Ontology annotation, molecular function: fatty-acyl-CoA binding; protein binding. The coding region runs from base 5900 to 6568 and encodes 222 amino acids. The transcript has 10 exons.